CUCGCUACCUCGCUCGCUCUCGGCGGCCGCUCUCGCUGUGGCUGCGGCUGAGGCUGGGGGCGGCGGCGGCGGCGCGAGCGGCGGGCGGCGCGGGGCGGUCCGGCGGGUUCAAAGAGGAAAACAUGGCGGAAAACAAAGGCGGCGGUGAGGCAGAGAGCGGCGGCGGGGGCAGCGGCAGCGCGCCGGUAACCGCCGGGGCCGCCGGGCCCGCGGCGCAGGAGGCGGAGCCGCCUCUCGCCGCGGUGCUGGUGGAGGAGGAGGAGGAGGAAGGCGGCAGGGCUGGCGCGGAGGGCGGUGCGGCUGGGCCCGAUGACGGGGGGGUGACCGCGGCCUCCUCCAGCUCGGCUCCGGCCGCCUCGGCUCCCGCGGCCUCGGUGGGCUCCACGGCUCCCGGGGGCGCGGCAUCGACGCCGGCCCCAGCUGCAGCGUCGGCUCCGGCCCCGGGCCCCUCGUCGGGGCCGCCUCUCGGGCCACCAGCCUCGCUUCUGGACACCUGCGCCGUGUGUCAGCAGAGCUUGCAGAGCCGGCGUGAGGCGGAGCCCAAGCUGCUCCCCUGCUUGCACUCCUUCUGCCUGCGCUGCCUGCCGGAGCCCGAGCGCCAGCUCAGCGUGCCCAUCCCCGGGGGCACCAACGGCGACGUCCAGCAAGUUGGUGUAAUACGGUGUCCAGUAUGUCGUCAAGAAUGCAGACAGAUAGAUCUUGUGGAUAAUUAUUUUGUGAAAGACACAUCUGAAGCUCCUAGCAGUUCUGAUGAGAAGUCAGAACAGGUCUGUACAAGUUGUGAAGACAAUGCAAGCGCAGUUGGUUUUUGUGUAGAAUGUGGAGAGUGGCUAUGUAAGACAUGCAUUGAAGCACAUCAGAGAGUAAAAUUCACUAAAGAUCAUCUAAUCAGGAAAAAAGAAGAUGUUUCAGAGUCUGUUGGAGCAUCUGGUCAGCGCCCUGUGUUUUGUCCUGUACAUAAACAAGAACAGUUGAAAUUGUUCUGUGAAACAUGUGAUAGACUGACAUGUAGAGACUGUCAACUGUUGGAGCACAAAGAACAUAGGUAUCAAUUUUUGGAAGAAGCGUUUCAAAAUCAGAAAGGUGCAAUUGAAAAUCUGUUGGCUAAGCUUCUUGAAAAGAAGAAUUACGUUCAUUUUGCAGCUACACAAGUGCAAAAUAGGAUUAAAGAAGUAAAUGAGACUAAUAAACGAGUAGAACAAGAAAUUAAAGUGGCCAUUUUCACCCUUAUCAAUGAAAUUAAUAAGAAAGGAAAAUCUCUCUUACAGCAGCUAGAGAAUGUUACAAAAGAAAGACAAAUGAAGCUACUCCAGCAGCAGAAUGAUAUCACAGGCCUUUCCCGGCAGGUGAAGCAUGUUAUGAACUUUACAAACUGGGCCAUUGCAAGUGGCAGCAGCACGGCACUACUGUAUAGCAAACGGCUGAUUACUUUUCAGUUACGUCAUAUUUUGAAAGCACGAUGUGAUCCUGUUCCUGCUGCCAAUGGAGCAAUUCGUUUCCAUUGUGAUCCUACCUUCUGGGCCAAAAAUGUAGUGAAUUUAGGUAAUCUAGUAAUAGAGAGUAAGCCAGCUCCUGGUUAUACUCCUAAUGUUGUAGUUGGGCAAGUUCCUCCAGGUACAAACCAUAUUAGUAAAACCCCAGGACAGAUUAAUUUAGCACAGCUUCGACUCCAGCACAUGCAGCAACAAGUGUAUGCACAAAAACAUCAACAGUUACAACAGAUGAGAAUGCAGCAACCGCCAGCUCCUGUACCAACAACAACAACAACAACACAACAGCACCCUCGGCAAACAGCCCCACAGAUGUUACAACAACAGCCUCCAAGAUUGAUCAGUGUGCAAACAAUGCAAAGAGGCAACAUGAACUGUGGAGCAUUUCAAGCCCAUCAAAUGAGACUGGCUCAGAACGCUGCCAGGAUACCAGGGAUACCAAGGCACAGCGGCCCUCAGUAUUCCAUGAUGCAGCCUCACCUCCAAAGACAACACUCAAACCCAGGGCAUGCUGGACCCUUUCCUGUUGUAUCAGCACACAACCCAAUCAACCCAACAAGCCCUACCACAGCAACUAUGGCAAAUGCAAAUCGAGGUCCCACCAGCCCAUCUGUUACAGCAAUAGAACUAAUUCCCUCAGUCACCAAUCCAGAAAACCUUCCAUCAUUGCCAGAUAUUCCACCUAUACAGUUGGAAGAUGCUGGCUCAAGUAGUUUAGAUAAUCUACUGAGUAGAUAUAUCUCAGGCAGUCAUCUACCCCCACAGCCUACAAGUACCAUGAAUCCUUCCCCAGGACCCUCUGCUUUAUCACCCGGAUCUUCAGGCUUACCCAAUUCUCACACACCCGUGAGACCCCCUAGUACAUCUAGCACCGGCAGUCGAGGCAGCUGUGGAUCUUCAGGAAGAACUGCUGAGAAAAGUCAUAGUUUCAAAUCUGAUCAGGUGAAGGUCAAGCAAGAACCUGGGACUGAAGAAGAGAUCUGCAGCUUUUCAGGAGCUGUGAAACAAGAGAAGACAGAGGAUGGCAGGAGGAGUGCCUGUAUGUUGAGCAGUCCUGAGAGUAGUUUGACACCACCUCUUUCAACUAACCUCCAUCUAGAGAGUGAGCUGGAUACAUUAGCAGGCCUGGAGAACCAUGUGAAAACAGAACCUACAGAUAUGAAUGAAAGCUGCAGACAGUCAGGACUCAGUAGCCUGGUCAAUGGGAAGUCUCCAGUGCGAAACCUCAUGCACAGGUCGGCAAGGAUUGGAGGAGAUGGCAAUAGCAAAGAUGAUGACCCGAAUGAAGACUGGUGUGCGGUCUGCCAGAAUGGAGGGGAUCUGCUAUGCUGUGAAAAAUGUCCGAAGGUCUUUCAUCUUACUUGUCAUGUUCCAACGCUUCUCAGCUUUCCAAGUGGGGACUGGAUAUGCACGUUUUGCAGAGAUAUUGGGAAGCCAGAAGUUGAAUACGAUUGUGAUAAUAUGCAACACAGUAAGAAGGGGAAAACCGCACAGGGCUUAAGCCCUGUGGACCAAAGGAAAUGUGAACGUCUCCUACUUUACCUCUAUUGUCAUGAAUUAAGUAUUGAAUUCCAGGAGCCUGUUCCUGUUUCGAUACCAAACUACUAUAAAAUUAUAAAGAAACCAAUGGAUUUAUCGACGGUGAAAAAGAAGCUUCAGAAAAAACAUUCCCAACACUACCAAAUCCCAGAUGAUUUUGUGGCUGAUGUCCGUUUGAUCUUCAAGAACUGUGCAAGGUUCAAUGAAAUGAUGAAAGUUGUUCAAGUUUAUGCAGACACACAAGAGAUUAAUUUGAAGGCUGAUUCAGAAGUAGCUCAGGCAGGGAAAGCAGUUGCGUUGUACUUUGAAGAUAAACUCUCAGAGAUCUACUCAGACAGGACCUUCGCUCCUUUGCCAGAGUUUGAGCAGGAAGAGGAUGAUGGUGAAGUAACGGAAGACUCUGAUGAAGACUUUAUACAACCUCGCAGAAAACGCCUAAAGUCAGAUGAGAGACCGGUGCAUAUAAAAUAAAAUAACGUGGACUUAAUCAGUUGUUUUUAAAAAGAAAGAAAUAACAGAAGAAGGAAACAAAACAAAACGCCCUUUUAUUUAAGUGUUACUGGAAUAUCCUGUGUACAGUGGGUACCUCCUUAAAGAAGCUGGUAGCUUUCAUACAGUAUUAGAUUGAAAUAAUGGACACAGAAAACAUUCUUGUCAAGAAAUGGGGAGAGAGCUCUGCAACUUUUAAGUAAGGAGCAAAGUCAGACAUGAAAGAGUUUGACGUUUUGUUACAAAUGAGGAUGGUUCUCUGACUGUUAGAAACUUAAAUGAUCAUGUGUGUUAAUUGGUGCAGGAUGCUGAGUCAGGCGAGGCUCAUGUUGCAUCAUUGUGUCUCUGCUAGAGCACACAGUUACUCAAACAACUUAUAAGUCUCCUCCUACACAGACACAAAUGGGUUGUUUUCUGGUUAAAAAUCGAGUAGAUCAUAUUCCACUUGAAUGUCACUAAAGAUGCGUUGAAUCAUGCCACUGUAUUUUUUCUCAUUUUGAUCUAUUGGGCCUUAGUUUUUAAAUUGGUUUAAAGAACUCAAAUGUAGUUUUAUUUUCUACUUAGAUAUAGGGUCUAGGAACAUAACUUGAUAUCUGAUAGUCAGCUUCAGUGGUGUUCUGAAAUGAAUAUGGUAACUUCAGUAGUGGAUCAUACAGAUUUAUGGAAAUCAUUUCCAGAAAACCCUUCUAAACAAUUACACAUACUGGUCAGAUCAUCUGAUCAUGCAGUUAGUUAUUCCCUCAAAAGGCAGAACAUUUAUUUCAAAAUUUUCUGUACAUGUAAAUUAGAUUGAGAAGGUGACAACUGACUCUCACCCAGUCUUUCUUUGUACCAGUUUCCAGUAGACCACUAUUGGUAAACAGAAAUCUGUCAGCUACCAAAUGUGUACAAUUUUCUGUAUUUCACUUUGUCUUAUUUGUAAAUAGUGAGCUCAGACUUCUGGCAGAUCAGCAACAUUUGCUGAGCCUGUUUUUUAAGCUAAUGUGUAUUCUUACUAAUGUUCCUAUCAAGAAUGGAUUUGUAAUAUAUGCUGUCUAUUUCUAAUGUUCACAUUCAUAUUUUGAGGUUCUAUCUUAUUUUAAUAGAGAACAGACUUCUCAAAAAAUCUUCAGAAGCAGCUUAUUAUUGAAAUAUCAAAAUAUUGAAAUAAACCCGGUGGGGUUAGAUUACUCAUCUGUCCACCAAGUGGGACGUGUGCAUGGACUGGGGGCUUUAAAUGACUUAGAAGAUACUUGUAAGUAAAUCCUGAGAACGAGCCAAUCCCCAUGUGAAUGGUAGUUGGAGUACACCCAGCUUUGUUUACUGCCUGAUGACAGGAGUAAUACCUGAAGCAGAUAGACCAACUCGAUCUGGUUUAUUUUCUCCUCUUCGUUGUGAUGCUCAAAUCAAGUGUGCUCUAGACUGUGUGCGCAUCUCCGUUGGAUUAAAAGUUGUAGUCCUACUUCUGUAUGGACACAGUAGAAUUACAAAGUGACCAAAGUAGAAUCAACAUCAGAAGCGUUUCAGGUGUCAGCAGAUGUGUGGCAAAUCACUUGCCUCUUAAAAAAAUCAGUUUAAGCAGUUCAGACUAUAGACGUACUCAGAAAACUAUUUGACUUAAUUGUCGAAGAAGUGAAUAUUUUUAGUGUGCAUUGAAUCAAAUAAAGUGCUCUAAAGAAAUUAUUAUACAGAUUCCUUUGGGUUUUUCUUUUCUUAACAAGGGAUGUGGGUAAAGAGGAGUAUGAUUUAGGCCUUAUACUGUUCCUAAACAAUAUUGAUCACACCACUGGCUUCAUCUCUUGGCUUCCUUCUAGCUUUUCUUUCCUUAUAAAUUAAGGUUCAUUUUAAAAAAUGCUCCAAACUGAUUUAUUAUUUUAUUGAAGUUUCAAGUUCUGUUUUUGUUUGUUUGUUUGUUGCUUUUUCGAGACAGGUUUCUAUGUAGCUUUGGUGCCUGUCCUGGAACUAGCUCUUGUAGACCAGGCUGGCCUCGAACUCCCAGAGAUCCGCCUGCCUCUGCCUCCUGAGUGCUGGGAUUAAAGGCUGCGCCACCACCGCCCAGCUUGUGUUUUUUUUUUUUUUUUUUUUUUUUUUUUAAUGAAGGGACGAAAAUUUAUUUUUAGAAUGUUUUAUUUAUACCUAUUUUUCUCUUUUCUUUGAUAUCCAUGAUUCUGAUUUGUAUAUAUAUAUCUAAGGGCAUAUUUUUUGGCAAGUGGGGGAAUAGGGGCCUAGCUUCAUUUUGUGCCGCUUCUGAGCCAGUGUUUUGUAUUUGUUUUUCAUAUUAAUUCUUUACCAUAUUCUUAGUAAUAAGUUAUAAAUAAGCUCUGUCAAGUGGGUGCAGAUUUUAAGCAAAUGUUCCCCACUAAAGCCAUUCUCGUGUUACAUGGGAGUUUUUUUUUCUCUUUGCUUGUUUUAAGACCAUCCAUUUAGAAGCUUCCAUUUCUGUUAGCAGAGAUACCCCUACUGCUGAGGAAUUAAUUUGUUAUCCACAAGCCACUCUUAAGUGAUAUUCACACUAACUUUGAUAAAGCGCUUCUGCACACUGAUCAUUGUGUUUCCAGGCUGUUUAGCUUUAACGUAUGUAUGGUUUAAAAGUAUAAAAACUUAAAUUCUUACUCAAAUUAUCUCAUAUUUCCCUGUUUAUAUUUUUAAAAUGUAGAGUGUCUUUUAAGUCCUAGGUGCAGAUGCGAUAACUCUGUUUGUAUUCUUUGAUAGAGCCUCUGUCUCAGAUAUGGAAAAGAGGUCACACGUCGAUUCCUUUAAAUCCUUCAAAGCUCUUGAUGAAUUUAGGGUUACUUUUCCCAUGAGAGAACUAAGCAUAAAUGUUUCUCAACCCGUUGUACUGGCCUUAACUUACCUAUCUCAGCACUGACUCUCCACUGCUCAGCUGACAAAGGAACUGCUUUAUCAGGGUGGUGUGCGAGGGCUCUAGAGUCUGGUCAGAUUAUCAACCUUGCUCUGAACAAACAUCAAACUGUUACCAUGGAGCUAUGCUAAAAUUGCUCACCUGCUGAAAUUGCCCUCUUUGGAAUCAACAGGUUGUGUUUUUGUUGUGUCCCUCCACCCCCUACACACACACACUUUUGUUUCUUACUCGGAAUUUUUAGUUUAUUAAAAAGUCAGUUCUCAUUCCUUGUUAUAAUAGGUUUUGGAAUUUUUUAGUUAAUCCAAAGACAUAAUGCUUUAAAGUGUGCAAAUUACAGAUUUGUCAAUUACCUCAGCAGAUAUCCUGCCAUGUAAUUAUUAGUAAACCAACAGAUUCAGAGGUCUUCCGACUAUGCCCUUGGGUUGUGGUUUACCACGAUGUAAUUAAACCGUUUGCUCUAUCCAAAUUGGGGAGUAGAUGCUGUAGGUCUCCCCCCUUAGCCUUUACAUCUGGUACCCAGCCUCAUUCACAUAUAGCACAUUAGGUACAAAAAUUGGUUUCUUGUAGCCAGAAUUAGAUUGAAUCAUUAAGUACUUUAAUAAAAAUGUAAGAAAAUAAACACGCUAAGUCCCUGAAUUAAAACAGCUUCUUUGGCUGGGGAGAUGGUUGGUAAGUGGAAAGUACUUGUUCCCCAAGCAUGAGGUUCUGGGUUUGCAUCCCCAGCACCAAUAUAGAGGUGGCCACAGUAGUGUGCACCUGGAAGCCCAGUGCCGCUACAGCAAAAUGGGAGGUGGAAGGUGAGGACUAAUACCUGGAGCUGUCCUGACCGCCACACACACCCUACACACCUCCACAUAUACCCUCAUGUACAACCUACGAGCUUACACACCUCCCCCACACAUGCACCCUAGCAUGUGUGCCCUCACAACAUGAGCGUAUACACCUCCACACAUGUCCUCACACACAAUAGUCAAGCAUACACACCCUAUUUGCCUCUACUAAUAAUCUGCUGAAGGUGAUUAAGAGUUUCAAGAUGUAUUGCAGUUGGAUUGUACACCUGGCCUGGAUUAACUUACUUCUUCCAGUUAAUGCUUCCUUGAUAAAGCAAUAAUGCUGCUUUGAGUCUGUUGCCUAAUAGCAUGUCAUAACCCUCCCCUGGAUGGUGAUUUUAUAGGAAAGUUUGUAUGCAUAUCACCCAAUCUAUCUUUUAAAAAAAUUAAGAAAUUUAAAUGUAUGCUGGAAGUAAUGACAAUAUAUUGUGGCAUUUUAUUUUAAAAAAUUGGGGAAAGUUGCAUAUUUUUUUAAAAGUAGCUGUUUGAGUAAAAAAAAAAUUGAUGGUACUUUUUUAAGGAAAAAAAUUUAUAUGCCACAGUUUACAUAGACAUUUCCAAUGUCAGCAUUUACUCUUGGGUAUAACAGCUUCUUUACUGGCUAAAUGCAUGUUUUACUUGGUCAGAAGUGCAUCUCUCCCAUCUUAGUUACUUCUGUUUCCUUACAUGACCCUUUAUAUAUUUUUAUUGUAACUAAAUUAUCUUCAAAAGUAAGUUGGGUAUAUUUGUUAAAACUGCAGAAUGUAUAGAAUCGAGGUUCUCCCUUUUCUAGUGUUACUUAAAAACUGAAAACGAUACUGUGUGACAUUGAACAGAUCCCAAUGGAGGCACCAAAACGAUCUUGGAGUGCCGCAGUACUCCAUUCAGGCAUGGCCCAAAUUUCAUUCGUAGGAAUGAAAUGCACGUCUGCUCCUGACCUGACAAAUGUAGGCAUUUACUAUGUUUUAGAGCAGUGAAACAUGGACGUAAGCCUAUAACACAAGGUGUGUGCAGUUAGAAAGCCUGCACACAAGGAUUCAAGUCACAGCCUUACUAGUUCCUUGCUUCCAGUAUUUGAACUGGCCCUCCCCUCAUUACUACUAUUUUUGCACAUAGUUAACUAUCCUUCAGAAUGAUUCUUUAAAAAGUGCUGUUUCUGUGGUAUUGUAUUCUCUAAAUGGUCAUAUUUAAUUUUUUAAACAAGGUUACAAUUUCUUAUUGUUCUGUUCCUGUGUUUUUGCUGCCGUGUAAUAAAAGAAAGUUUUUUCUUUUCGUGGUUAUUUAAUACAUUAGCUGCUUGUAAAUAAUUCUUGUUACAAUGCUCUGGAAUGUGUUGUAGAAGUUGUAUUAGAUUAGUUUGAAGCCUUGUUUAAAAACCACAUUGUUUUGGUUAUUUCUAUUAAA
Chionomys nivalis (European snow vole) is the source of this 8573-nucleotide messenger RNA. It is a transcript of the gene Trim33, whose product is annotated as tripartite motif containing 33. The record is from RefSeq and is a predicted model, not a curated record. The transcript is spliced from 20 exons. The coding region runs from base 123 to 3500 and encodes 1125 amino acids. Gene Ontology annotation, molecular function: zinc ion binding; protein binding. Lineage: Eukaryota; Metazoa; Chordata; Mammalia; Rodentia; Cricetidae.